Messenger RNA from Aspergillus welwitschiae, 643 nucleotides. RefSeq lists its product as uncharacterized. The coding region runs from base 140 to 559 and encodes 139 amino acids. The transcript has 2 exons. Lineage: Eukaryota; Fungi; Ascomycota; Eurotiomycetes; Eurotiales; Aspergillaceae. The record is from RefSeq and is a predicted model, not a curated record.
UGGCUCCCCCUCCCCUGUCGACGCUGUUGAACUAAGACAACCUUAGCACUGCGCUUUGUCCUGCACACUGCACACAUUACAGAAGUACUUCAGAUCAGAAAGAAAAAUACAAUGGGUUGACUGAUGAUAGCCUCACCCGAUGCCUGCAUCGAAUGAUGACCCUUUUGCCUUAUCCCACCCCCCAAAAAAUUGGACUGACGGGGUCUUCUUGCCACUUCCACACAUCUUCCGCAUAUUCCGCCUGAUUUGUUUGCCGAGGAGAAUUAGAGGGAAGACUCACACGACACCCUGCCAAGCCCACCCUCAACCGGUGCUGAAAUUACAAUACCGUUCGUUUGGAGCUGAUGGUCGCAUUCAGCGCCCGACACUACCAGAAAGUAUGGGUGCCGUGUACACAGUAUGCAGUAGAUCUUGGAGUUAUUCUGGUGUGAGUUGUCCGUCCAUCUCGCAAUGCCUUUACCUUCUCCUGGGUUACGACGAAUUGUGUGUAUACGUGAUAGGUUCCAGAAACUCCUCUUCAGCACCUGACCCGAUCGACUGCGAUCCUACAGCUGCUUAGAUCCUGUAUUUAGUCAAUAAUAUAAUAUACUUUAGCUAUGAGUCCAUGUCAGUCCAACAGCAAGAACUGAUCGAAUGAUAAGCC